Pseudozyma flocculosa PF-1 is the source of this 2667-nucleotide messenger RNA. RefSeq lists its product as uncharacterized. NCBI's taxonomy places the organism in Eukaryota, Fungi, Basidiomycota, Ustilaginomycetes, Ustilaginales, Ustilaginaceae. The transcript is spliced from 2 exons. Gene Ontology annotation, molecular function: nucleotidyltransferase activity. Gene Ontology annotation, biological process: RNA 3'-end processing. The record is from RefSeq and is a predicted model, not a curated record. The coding region runs from base 1 to 2667 and encodes 888 amino acids.
AUGGCCACCGCCGACACGGACCCGUCGAAGCCGCCGACGACGCACGACGCCUUCGGCUUCUUCCGCCCCCCUUCCUUCAUGCCUCCGCUCGAUCCCUCGAGCGACUCGGAGCCCGUCCGCACCAUUGAUUACGCUUCGGCCAACUCCGUCUUUGACGAUCUCGCCUCAAAGAGCGCUCCUCCGCCGCCACCAGCAGCACAGCGAUCCGCACCUGCCCAUUCGCAACACAGCUACGACCCGAUUGCCAAGAUGUCGUCGCGCGUGGUGCGGCCCCUUCCCCGCGCCCACAUCGCAGAGACCGCACCAGCUUCUGCCAGCGACGCGUCCGCAUCCGCAUCCGCAUCCGCAUCCGCACCUCUGCUCCCACCACAGUCGAGCGCGCAGGGACCAUCGAUGAGUCCCAACAAGCCCGAGCACGGUGCUUCCUCCUCGACAUCUCCGCAUACAGCCCCAUCCUCCGGCGCCACAGGGUCUUCGACGACGGCGACGACGACGACGACCAUGCCCACCACGCCCUACAAGCAUCGCCAGACCCUCCAGCAGCAGGAUGAUGCGGCCCGCCGUCAGGUCGAGGUCGACCGCCGCAACAAGGCACGCGAAGAGGAGAGGGUCCAGCGCCAGCACGAUAUCCAGAGGCAGGUCGAGAAGAACAUGGAGGCGGUCCGCUCGGAGCGCGAGGCCGAGCGUGUCGAGCUUCUGGCCCAGCGUGAGCUCUGUGCCCGGGCCGCUCUACAGGUUGGGCCUGGCCAAAGCGUCGACUGGGAUCGACCGGUAGGAGCCCUGGACGCGGACGAAGCCAUCGGCAGGCAGGUCCGCGCACACUGGGAGUCGUCGCGGCCGAGCGCGCAGUCGAUGAAGCGUCGCGAGCGCGUCGUCGACCGCAUACAGGCGGCCAUCGAUGCGCGCUGGCCGGGCUUCGGCCUCCAGGUGGCGCCAUUUGGCUCGAGCGUCACCGGCCUCGUCUCGGACCGCUCUGACCUUGACCUGGUGCUGCUGGACCCGACCAAGCCCUUCGGCGUCGGCACCCCGCCUUUCCUCGAAAGCGAACCGAUGCGGCGCACCCGUCAGAUCGAAGGCAUGCCUGACUGGUACAACGUGCGUGUCGUCGCCGCCGCGCUCAAGGCGAGCAACGCCAGAGGCGGCCGUCCGGAAAAGUUUCGCAACAUCAUCGCCAUCAGCCACGCCAACGUGCCAAUCAUCAAGCUCGUCGACGUCGAGACGGGUCUGCCCGCCGACCUCAACAUCAACGAGAGGUUCGGCCUGAUCAACAGCCAUCUGAUUGCGACGUAUGCCAACCUGCUGCCGAACGUCUUCCGUCCCUUUGUCUUUUUCGUCAAGCACUGGCUCUCGCAGCGCGGCCUCAACGAUCCCAGCGGAUCCAAGGGCCCGAACAGCCUCAGCAGCUACACGAUCGCGCUCAUGGCGAUCCAGUAUCUCCAGGUGUGUCAGCUGCUUCCCAACCUGCAGGACCCGGCGCUCAUCGCUGGCCUCGAGAUUCCGCGCUCGUUCAUCUGGGGCCGACGCAAGAAGGGCCGCGGCGGCAAGGGUGGCGGUGGCGCGCCCGGUCCCGCGCCGGCACCGGGCUACGACGUCACCUUUGCCCAGCUCACCGCCGGUGGGUACGACGAGCAGGCGUACCGCAACAUCGCCGCCUCCUGCCCCAACGUGCGCUCGCCGGGGGACAAGCUGCUCGGCCAAAUCGUCAAUGGUUUCGUCGGAUACUACGCAGACCAGUUUGCGAGGCAGAGCCAGGCUGUCUCGGUGGUGUCGGGCCGCCCAUUGCCGCUUCAGCGCGGGGGCUCGCCUUCAACACAGUCCGGUCCCAGCUCGGACACGAGCGGCUCCCCGCCAGGCAGACAGUCGCAGCUCGACAUUUUCGGAGGCCGAGCUCAGGCAGAACCGUACGGCGCGGCCGUGCCGCCGGGUGUCAUGGCGAUGGACAACUUCAGCCAGCCUCAGGACUGGGCGCAGCACGAGCUGGUGGUGCAGGACCCUUUUAUCGUCGACCGCAACACGUCGAGGAACAUGGGCGAGAAGAUGGCGCACAGGCUCGAUGCCGAGCUGCGCAGGGCAAAGGAGAUGCUCUCGUCUGGCCGCACCGGCGGCGGCGGGGCCAGCAGUAUCGCCGUGCGCGACCUGCCGCUGAUCUGCGACAUCUGCGCGCCGCUGUCGACCGACUUUGGCGGCCAGCGCCACCGGCUUCCUGACCGCCCGGCCGCUACUGCGACGGGCCCGGCGGCGGGCAAGGCUCACCUCGACCAGGCCGAGACCAACGCCUUUAUCCGUCAGGAGUCUGAGAAGCUUAGGCUGGAGCUCGAGCGCUCCACGAUUGCGCAGGGAGGCGACCCGGCAAAGCAGGAGGCCAGAAAGGAGGCCAAGAAGCUGAAGGCCAUGGCCAAAAAGGCGGCGGAUCGCAAGCGAGCUCGCCCGCCGCAGAGCAGCGAGGCGGACGGUGUUCCCAUGGAGCGACGGCGGUCGCCCAACGCCAGCGGCGUCAGCAGCGGGGCGCAGUCAAAGGCGGUGGCUUCUCCCGCCCCGAGCGGCGGCUCUCCGAGCCUGUCGACGACGUCGGAAGAGUCCGAAGACAUUGACCUGGUGGCGCUGCGACUCGACAGGGCGAGACAGCAGCAGCAGCAGCAGCAGUCGGCAGGAAGCCGCCGACAGUAG